CUUCAACUGCACCUCAUUACACUGCUCCAGGCGUGACAUCAGAGCAUGCCCACGUACUGGCAUCGCGCCAUCACUCCUUAUAUUUCUGGACUUUCAGCCCCAAGUAGGCUGUACGGUAUGAGCUGAAAUGGCUCCUCCACAGAGUGUCCCGACUGCCGGCACAGCAGUACAUGCCCAAACGUCUUCAACCAAUGUUCCAGGAAAGUCAGAGCCGAGGCAGAGACGCGUAGCGGAACCAGAGGAGAAGGUACAUUUCACCGCCCUCAUUCGCCUGCCUUUCCUCAGAGGAGACUUUGUUGAUCCGCCCCAAGUGGACUGGGACAACACCAGAGACCAAGCGCUUUGGAAGAUCAUCUCGCGCAGUUCGAAGGCCAGCGCUAUAGAUUGGACAGAACUAGCCAAUAAAUUUCAAGUCCCACAUACCUUUCUGCUACAACAGGCAGCAUGGCUGUACGAACGACACAUAUCCCAUGUCCGCGCUCAGAUGCGGAAAGUUCAAACACCUACAGCUUCCACUGGAAUAGGAUCUGCGAGCUCCACAACACCUGUCUGUAGUGUUCCCAUGAAAAGGCUUGGUAGUGGAGGCUCUAGAGCACCCUCAUCAUUGUCCAUCAGAUCGAAGGUUGAAAUUGUCAAAGUAGAUGGUAGCUUACCAGGAUCCCCCAAAGCGCCAGCACCUACAAUAUCACGAACACCAUCAACAACGACCGUCACGCACAGCGGUCUGGGUGUUACUGCUCCUGUCAGUCCUAGACCACCUCAUAGAUCGUUCCGUUCGUCCUUCCCACCGUCUCGCAAGGCUCCGCCUGCCGUGCCUGUGCACGGUGCUAGUACUGCAACCAAUCAUCCUACCAGUCCUGAUUCGCUCUCUGGUGCCGACUCAAGUUCGUCGGCAAGCUCCUCUGACGAGGAGCCCGAUAAUCCCAUCCGGCGCAGCCAAAUAUUCAAGCGCCCUCCUCGUUUCACGCAACGCAAAUCUCCCCUUGCUCCUCUUGAUGAUGCUUCAGAAAAUGAUCCAGAUGAGGAUGACUCCUCGAAUUCCGACCUUCCAUUCGCAAUGGUCAAUCAGAAUUAUACUCAGAACAAGACGCCUGCCCGGCAAGAUCCACAUCACGCUCAAGGUGGCCUAGUAAAAGGGGCUGACAAGUCGAAAGGAAAAUCAAUUACUGACCCUCGAGCACAGCGUCAAGUUAUAGGAUCUACAUCUGGUAUUGAAUCCUCUGCAUCUUCCGCAUCAUCUGCUGUACCUGGCCGUUCCAAUCAAGUACCUUCAUCACCUCCACCAAUGUCACCACGACACAGAGCGGAGCUGGCACGCUUAAACCCUCACAAACGAAAUAGUGUAGGCUCCCCGAGUAGCAGGGGCAAAGGUAAGGAAACAGGCAGCGACGGCACACCUAGCAUGGGCAGCAGCUUCAGUGAUCUUGACGAUGCCAGUGUCACUCAGUCCGCACUAGAGGAAGCGCUCUUGAGCAAUAUGCAGCAUGGUAGAAUGAGUACAUUGAGUAAUCUGCGAUCGAGGUAUUUGUAAAGUGAGCAGUCAUACAGCUUCAAAUCUAGGAUAUCUCAUCAUUUCUUUGUUCUCCUUGAAUGUCCUACAAUUCCUAUGUUUCCUUCUUCAUGAAUACCUGGCUAUAUAAAAUCUCUUGAUUCAUUCGCUUGUAUAAGCUAGGUUGCUCGCAACAACGGUUCGACAUGUGCUCAGCAUCUCCACUUGCACAUUUAUUCUGCAUACUGAAUCUCUUGCUUGAGUCUCGUCCAUAUAUCACUGUAUACCCUCUCUUGCUCUGCUCUUCUGCAGUCGUACUUUAUAUUCUUAUGUUUUAUGGACAAUCCAUUACGAGUGUACGAGCUUCUAUGUCUUUCGGGCUCGCUUUAUUCUUGAUGUGAUGCUUCCAUGUUCCCUUUGACACCUGUCGUACUGUGGACAAUUGCCAGUGGCUGUGUCGAUG
Messenger RNA from Pseudovirgaria hyperparasitica, 1952 nucleotides. RefSeq lists its product as uncharacterized. NCBI's taxonomy places the organism in Eukaryota, Fungi, Ascomycota, Dothideomycetes, Acrospermales, Acrospermaceae. The transcript has 4 exons. The coding region runs from base 128 to 1531 and encodes 467 amino acids. The record is from RefSeq and is a predicted model, not a curated record. Gene Ontology annotation, cellular component: phagophore assembly site. Gene Ontology annotation, biological process: autophagosome assembly.